Sporothrix schenckii 1099-18 is the source of this 2682-nucleotide messenger RNA. RefSeq names its product carbohydrate-binding protein module family 21. Bases 1 to 2682 code for a protein of 893 amino acids. Lineage: Eukaryota; Fungi; Ascomycota; Sordariomycetes; Ophiostomatales; Ophiostomataceae. Gene Ontology annotation, biological process: regulation of glycogen biosynthetic process. Gene Ontology annotation, cellular component: protein phosphatase type 1 complex. The record is from RefSeq and is a predicted model, not a curated record. Gene Ontology annotation, molecular function: glycogen binding; protein phosphatase 1 binding. The transcript is spliced from 2 exons.
AUGCCUUACACGCCCCCCUCAAGUCGUUCGCCCGCCUCGUCCGCAGCUUCGUCACCAGACACCAGCCGCCGGCCGUCGUUCAAUGCCGCCUCCAAGCCUGUAAAUGCGUCGCUCCACUUCUCCCCGGCGCCACCCUCGGCGCUGCCCCGGUCGUCUUCUUAUCUGACAAGACACCGCCGGACGCCCUCGGCUGUUUCCAACUCGUCUGUCUCCACAAUCAGCGGCCAGCCUACGCCACAGCCUACGUCCGACAACCUCCAUGGCAUGGUCCCGGUGGUGUCCGGCCACAGUUAUGAUGAGAACAGCAGCGUCCGCCAGUCGCCCCCGCCAAUAACAGGUGAGCGUCGGGGCAUGCCCACCGGCGCCGUCAUCUCGCCGCCCGACUCGCCGCCCACAAGCGACGACGAGGGCCACGUGGAGACCCGCGGCCGCCGGUUGGAGAGCAUGUCUGAGCUGAAGCAGUUGCACGACGCCGUUAGCCAGCUGCCCCAGCAGCGCCGCGCCAGCUCGCCCAACAACGAGCCUGCCGACCUAGGCGUCCUGGUCGUCCAGCCGAUCCCGCCUGUUGUCAGCAGCAUCAGCAACAUCAGCAGCACUGAGACCAACAUGCGCCACAGUUUCAGCACAACCUCUCUGGACCACCUCCGCAUCGGCGGUGGCCGCAGCAGCAGCAUUGGUAGCAACGGUCGCCGCAUCUCGCACAUGCGGUCGGCCACCGAGCCCAGCGUCUCGGUCUCGCCGUCGGCUGGCAGCUCUGUCGCGAACUCGGACGAGGAGAACGACCUCGAAAUCCUGGCGAAACCUCCCAUGGUGCGCAAGAAGUCUGGCGAGCUCGUCCGCCCGGCUCUGCGCCUGGGCGCGGGCCGCCGGCCCUCCAGUAUGCCUGGCACCCCCACCUUCUCCAAGGUCGUGCACUUUGACUCCCACCUGGAGCACGUCCGCCACUUUCUGCAGGUCGACCGCCCGCUGGCCGUCAGCGCCGGUUCGUCGCCCGUCGAGGUGUACGAAAGUGAAUCGGAGUACCCCUUCAACAGCAGCAUCCCCGGCAUGAAGCAGCAGCAGCAGCAGCAGCAGCAGAAGCGCGGUGGCCCGCCCUUCGAGUGGGAGAUUGUCUUGACCAAGUUCCCCGUGGAGACGGCCGAGCGCAAGGCCCUGCCUGUGCGCCUCGAGCGCGUGUGGCUGUCGCCGGACCAAAAGUUCUUGCACGGCUCCGUGUCGUGUCUGAACUUGGCCUUUUCCAAGUUGGUCGUAUGCCGCUUCACCCUCGACUACUGGAAGACGACCUCGGAGAUCGCCGCCGAGUACAGCGCCGAGAUUGUGCCACGCGUCACCCCGCAGGGCAACGACCGCUUCAACUUCACCAUCAAGCUGUCCGACCUGGCCAAUCUGGAGUCCAAGACCAUGUACUUCUGCAUCCGCUACAACGUCGAUGGCAAGGAGUUCUGGGACAACAACAACGGCAGCAACUUCCAGCUUGAUUUCAAGAAGAAGAUGCUCGCGAUCAACGGCAAGAGCGGUCUGCAGAACGGCGCCCUGCCGCGCAGCCACCACCGCCGCGCAAACGCCACGUCCACGCAGCGCCCUGUGUCGAUGCCGGUGUCCCUGGACGACUUCGGCAGCAGCGCCAACGGACAUGGCAGUAAGAUGUUCGACCAGUCCGUCCACGAGUACCUUGGCGAGUCAGACCGCCCGGCCCUGCGGCUCAAGUCGUCGCAAAACGGCGGUCCCAGCCUGGCGAGCGACAACCUGACGGCCCGCCUGGUAUCGCCCAGCGGCCAGGCUUUUGCCAACCGGUACGACUUCGGCGCUUCGCUCUCCGCGGCCAUGCAGGCCGCCAAGGAUGCCAUGGCGACCAACAAGCGUGACGGCGGCCUCUAUAUGAAGCCGAGCCGCAAGGUCGCCGUCGUCCCCGCUCCGUCCGCCGACGCCGCCGUCAAAGUCGGCGCUGCUUCGGCCAACACCAACGAGCGCGUCAUCGCCGUCAACACGACCCAGGAGCCCACGACCGUCGCCCUUCCCGUCGCCGCCCUCGAUCGCGACUCGCGUACGAUUUUGACCGAAUCGGCACUCUACGGCCCCGGAGGCAUUGCAUCCAAGUCGUACGACGAAAUCGUUAGCAAAUACUGCUUUUAUGUCCCGAAGCCAUCCCUCCCCACUAAGGAUGGUUCCUCCGCGCAAAACGGACAAAACGACACGAAGGCUACCUCGAGCCCCGCCUCGACCAUCACCUCGGACGGCAGCCCCGUGCAUACCGCCCGCACCCAUCAGGAACCUUCCCGCCCUCGCUGGCAUGCCGACGUACCGAGCCGCGAUUCCAGUUCGUUGUCCAUCCAGAGCGUCGGGUCAUCAACCUCCUCCGCGUCGCCCCCUACGUCUGGCUUUGUGCAAACGUCGCCGGUCACGAACCAGGGCCACGUCCCGGGCCAGCCUCGCCGUGGUACCAUGUUCGCGACCGGCCCCCUGAUUUCGGCGGGGGACAAGGCGGGUAGCGGCGACAGCGACAGCGCCAGCACGAGCAGCAGCAACACGGCGUCACCUGCUUCGCCUGCAUCACCUGCUGCGCUUGCCGGCGCGUUUCCUCCCUUUGCUGGCACGCCGCCACCACCGGACUAUUCCUUUGUGAAAGAUCGGUUUCCCUUUGCCAAUGCAGACGGCCACGCGGCCACGGCCAUCAAGGGCUAG